AACACAGUCUUCAACUCAACCUUUUAAAUUUUGGGUUAGAUUGUGUAUCGGUCUUUAUUAGUUUUGUUUUUCAAUAAUUCAAUUAUAGGGAUUUGUUGAAAGUGUACUCAUAAUCUUCCAAAUAUGUGAAGAAACAUAUUUAGAGCACAUUUAGCUCAUCAAUGACUAAGGUUCUAAUAGGUCAUUGGUUUGAAUUUUCAUGAGCUUACGGUGUAAUAUACCUAUACAUUUAUAAUAUAUUCCUUUACCCUAUCAAAAUCAACUUAAAAAUGAAUGACAAAAGUUUGUUUCUUUAAGAAAGUUAUAAAGAGAAAAAAGGAAUAAUUUUGAAUAUGGGGUGCGCUGUCAAAUCCACUUUGUUGAAGAGUAUAAAGCCCCUCCAGACUUAGCUAUGCAUUAACCAAACAGUUCCUUCCGACCAUCUUUUGAGAGUCCUAACACAAAAAGCUUCAACUUUUAUUACAUCAAUGGCAUACCAACAAUGCACCAAGCCAGCUGAUCAUGCGCAUGGCCAGCACCAGCAGAAGCACGACCAACAACAUGAUCACCAUUGCUUCGGCGGCCAUGUCUCCGACAAGAUCAAGGGCGUCUUCGUCAAAGGCCACCAUCACGACCAGGCUCAUCCGGCAUCGGGCGCAGUGCACCACUCUGCCAACGACAGCCACUGCAAGGGAAGUGGGUCAAAGAAGAAGAAGGAACACCAAGUGAAAAAGGAAGGAGGUUUGUUGCAUAAGAUCAAGGAAGCCUUUUCUGACCAUAGCAGUGAUAGUAGUGACAGUGAAAAUGAAUGUCACAAACCACAUCACAAUAAAAAGAAAUGAAGGGAGAGAAGGAAGGUGAAUCGAUUGAAGGAACAGUGUGGCUGCCUCUAAACUAGCUGCUACUACUACUAUGAAUUUACGUAAAGCAGAAAUAAAGAUGCACAAUGUUGGAUAAAGAUAAUAAUUUAUGAGACUACUGUACCUAUUUCUUUCUUGUUUAAAAUAAAACUUCUGUAUUCCUACC
Molecule: messenger RNA, 1005 nt
Organism: Cucumis melo (muskmelon)
Lineage: Eukaryota; Viridiplantae; Streptophyta; Magnoliopsida; Cucurbitales; Cucurbitaceae
Exons: 2
Coding region: 468-821 (117 amino acids)
Source: RefSeq, a predicted model, not a curated record